Messenger RNA from Notechis scutatus (mainland tiger snake), 6261 nucleotides. Lineage: Eukaryota; Metazoa; Chordata; Lepidosauria; Squamata; Elapidae. The record is from RefSeq and is a predicted model, not a curated record.
GCCGGAGCAGCUCGCCGGUUCCGAGGGACCCUCGGGGCGCUGCAAGAGCGCGCCAGGUGGGCGGAGCUGCUCCGGGACUUUAAGCGCUUCUUGCCCUGUGCCCGGCGACUGCAUCCAUUCUCUGCCCGGCUUUGCAGUCACAGCUCCUUCUUGGAACAAUGGGUGAUCCGAGGCGACUUGUAGGCUGCCUGGCUCUGCUGAGUCUCCUCGGCUUGAACAGACUUGAAAAUUACUGUGAAGCAUAUAAUAUUGGCCUUGAAGGAGCUAAAGUGUUUUCUGGUUCCCGAAAUGAACAAUUUGGAUAUUUAGUUCAACAGAUUGCAAACCAAGAAGGCAAAUGGUUGCUUGUCUCUUCACCCUGGAGUGAAAAUAGAAUGGGAGAUAUCUAUAAAUGUGCUGUUCAUCAACAGGGAUCCAAAUGUUCCAAGAUGGACCUACAGACUGUUACAAGCAUACCAAAUGUUAAUGAGAUAAAGAAGGACAUGAACCUAGGAUUAACUCUAGUUAGAAAUCCAAGAACUGGAGGCUUUUUGGCAUGUGGUCCUUUGUGGGCUCAACAGUGUGGAAGCCAGUACUAUGCAACAGGAAUCUGUUCUGAAUUCAAUCCCAGUUUUCAGAUCCUGAGAAGUUUUUCACCUGCAGUGCAAAACUGUUCUUCAGCCAUUGAUGUGGUGGUCAUAUGUGAUGAGUCAAACAGUAUUUAUCCAUGGGAUGCUGUGAAAGAUUUUUUGAAAAAAUUUAUUCAAGGUUUGGAUAUAGGGCCAACAAAAACACAGGUAGGCUUAAUUCAGUAUGGCAAUGACCCAAGAGUUGUUUUCCAUCUGAAUACCUACACUGACAAAAAGGCUGUUGAACAAGCAAUGUCGGAGGAGAAUUUACUUGUUCAAAAAGGAGGGGACCAAACUAAUACGUUCAGAGCCAUUGAAUAUGCCAGGCAACAUGCUUUCUCAAAAGAAGCAGGUGGGCGACCGACAGCCUCAAAAGUCAUGGUGGUUGUCACAGACGGUGAAUCACAUGAUGGCUCAAUGUUGCCAGAAGUAAUAGCGAAAUGCAAUUCGGAUAAUAUCACGCGGUUUGGCAUAGCUGUAUUAGGAUAUUUAAUUAGAGAGAAACAGGAUACUAAAAAACUUAUCAAAGAAAUCAAAGCAAUUGCUAGCCAGCCUACAUCCAAUUUUUUUUUUAAUGUGUCCUCUGAGGAAGCACUUUUAGAAAAAGCAGGAACACUGGGGGAACGAAUUUUCAGCUUAGAAGGUACUGAUCAAGGUGAUUUGUUCCAGAUGGAAAUGUCACAAGUGGGUUUCAGUGCUUCUUAUUCACAUCAAAAGGAAGUGCUGAUGUUGGGUGCUGUUGGGGCCUAUGAAUGGACUGGAACAGUAGUCCAAAAGAGAGGAGAAAAAAACACUAUAUAUCCCAAUACAACAUUUCAAAAUGUUUUGCAAAAUAGUCGGAACUCCUACUUAGGUUAUUCUCUCGCUGUUCUUUCCCUGGAAAACUCAGUCUUUUAUGUUGCUGGUGCUCCCCGUUCCAAUUAUACUGGCAGAGUUGUGAUUUAUCGGGUUGAUGACUAUGGCAAGAUAAUCAUCAUUGACUCUCAAAGAGGAGAGCAGAUUGGCUCUUAUUUUGGCAGUGUGGUGUGCUCUGUGGAUAUCAGUGGAGACUCCAUAACAGAUGUGCUUUUGGUUGGGGCACCCAUGUUUAUGAAUAAUUUUAAAAAAGAAGAAGGAAGAGUCUAUAUGUUCACAGUCACAAAGGGAAUUUUGGACAAACGAGAAGUCCUUGAAGGUCCUGAGGGACUGGAAAAUGCUCAGUUUGGAUCUGCUAUCACUGCUGUUUCUGAUAUUGAUUUGGAUGGCUUUAAUGAUGUAAUUGUUGGAGCACCAUUAGAAAAUGAGAAUGCAGGUGCUAUAUAUGUUUACAAUGGUAAACAAAAAACAUUGCACACUAAGUAUUCCCAGAAAAUUUCUGGAUCAAAUCCUGCAUUUGCUCAGCAACUCCAGUAUUUUGGAAGAGCAAUAGAUGGCUAUACUGAUUUAAAUGAUGAUGGAAUUACUGAUGUGUCUGUGGGUGCCAGUGGAAAUGUAAUUCAACUCUGGUCACAGAGUAUAGCCAAUGUGACUGUACACGUUUUAUCUACUCCUACGAAGAUCAGUCUGCAGAACAAGAGCACAGAAAUAGAUUUAAAUAUAUGUUUUGGUGUAACUUAUAGACCUAUCCAUACCAGUGAUAAAGUGGAUAUUAGGUACAAUCUAACAUUGGAUGCCGAUCUCUUAUCUUCACACGUUACUUCUAGAGGAUUAUUUAAAGAAAAUAAUGAGCGGUCUCUGCAGAGUAGUAUCGUAGUCCAUUCUCCGAAGACAUGUGUAAAUCACAUUUUUAAUGUGCAGGUACCUUCUGAUGCUAUUGACUCCCUUAAUGUGCGCAUUGAUAUUAAGCUCAAGAACCCCAACUCAAGUCCUGUUCUUGAUAAAACAUCUCCUACGUCUCUUGUUUACAGCAUACCAUUUGUCAAAGAUUGCGGCGAAGAUGAAGUUUGCAAGACAGAUCUCGUUCUGAAAGUUGAACAGAAAAAUAUUGGGAGCAACAAAGAGUAUUUUCUUGUCACCAAUAAAAACAAAAGACUGACAUUUAGUGUGAAGUUGAAAAACAUGAAUGAAAAUUCAUACAACACCAGAAUUCAAGUGGAUUUUUCUGAAAACUUGCUUUUUGCUUCUUUUUCAGCGGUGGAUAAAAGCGAAGUUUUAUGUCAGGCGGCAGUCGUCCAUCAUCUUCUUGUCUGCCAAAUCAGCUAUCCUGUUUUUAAAGCAAGGCAAGAGGUAUCCUUUGAUAUUAAUUUUGAUUUCCGUUUGGAAAAUCUUCAGAAUGUGGCAGUAUUACAUUUUCAAGCCUUGAGUGCAAGUAAUGACGAAGAUUAUACAAACAAUCAGGUGAACCUGACACUUCCACUUCGUUAUGAUGCAGAACUUCACUUAAUGAGGUUUACCAGUAUGAACUUCUACGAGGUGUAUUCUAAUGAUAGUGUUUACACCGUGGUGAAUAAUUUUGAUGAGAUUGGACCUGUAUUUAAUUUUUCAGUCAAGGUCACAAGAGGAAAUAAUCUAAUCAAUGCAGCAACUUUAAAAAUUCAUAUCCCUACUCAAACUAAGGAAAAUAACCCUUUGAUGUAUGUGACUGCAGUGCACACCAGUCAGGGCAGUGACAUCAAUUGUCAUGGACUCAUCAAUCCACAUAAAAUUGGAUCACAAAGCUAUGCUGCAUCAUUUCAGAAAGAAAACUUCAAAGAUUUGGAAGAAUUGAACUGCAAGAACGUUAGAUGUGAUACAAUCACGUGCAUGUUAAAAGAUAUAUCCCUGAAACCUGAAAAUUAUGUUAAUAUUUCUACUAGAAUCUGGAAUGGGACAUUUGUAACUUCAGUCUUCCAGAAAAUAGAAUUAUCUGCAAGCGCCGAAAUUGAUACCCAAGAUUCCGAACUGUUUAUAACAGGAGAAAACACUUUAUCUAUUCCAAUUACAAUAAGCAAACCUGAUGAGAAAGCAGAAAUACCCAUUGGAAUUAUAAUAGCAAGUGUCCUUAUCGGUCUUCUCUUGCUAAUGAGUCUUAUUGCUGUUUUAUGGAAACUUGGUUUCUUCAAGAGAAAAUACAAGAAAAUGGGGACAGAUUUGGAAGACAUGGAUGAGAUUACGGGACUUACUAACGACAGAGAAUGAACAUAGCAGAAAUAUUCCCAAGUGUACGAAUCUUGAGCCACAAACAGUGCUUGCAAUUACACUGUUUAAUUUCUACGAGUGCCUUAUGAAAAGGUUUUACAUUUUUUAUAAGUGAAAAUAUACAUAUAACUGCUGGUCAGUUUCGGCUUUUGUUUACAGUUGUAUAAAGAUUUUGUUUUUAUAUUUUCUACUGUUAAUAAUGGAUCCUUUGAAUUGGCGGGGCCAGAAAGAAUGCUGAAAACUCCCAGGAAUACUGCUUUGUAUCCUUGAUAAAGAGUACAUGUGGAAUAGUUUGUCUUUAUUUACCAGUAACAGGGCCUGUUAUUUUCAUCCUGCAGUCAAAAUCUGUCCUUGAGUUACUCAAAAGUUUACACACACUGAGCAGUGCUAGCUCCUCACAGUUGGUAUCUGGAUUCAGAUAUUACAUUAAACCAUAAAUUGGUUUGUUUACUCUGUGACUAAAUGUCACAUGUGAGCAGAACCAUUGGAGUUAGCACAGAAUUGCUCAACACAAUACAGCUAUUUGUAGCUUAUUGUUGCACCAAAGAAAGGAUAGCAUUUAUUCAUUUACGCAUUGUCUGAAAAAGCUGGAGAUAUGAUCGCAAAGAUUACUAAAUGUGUUAUUGUAUGACAUGGUUUUUGUAUGACAUGGCUUAGUACUGGUUGCGUACCCAAGCUGUAAAAUAAACUGUACAUUAAGAACAGACCUUCUAAAACAGGUGUCAAACUCAAAUUUCAUUCAGGGCCACAUCAGGCCUUCAAUGAGUUUGACCUCAAGGGGCUGGAGUGGGCAUGGCCAGCAUGACAUCACUCAUGUCAGGGGCACCUGUGGUGGGGGCACCAAGUGCUCUGCCGGUGAAAACGGGCUCCCGGGCCGUGUUUUUGGCUUCAAUGGUCGAAAAUGGGAGUCUGGGACAGCUGCGCAUAGCCCUCCCGAGCUCUGUUUUCACUGGCAGAGGCACCGCAGGUUGGUCCUUCACUGUUUCCAGGGCAGCCCCUCAGGGAUAUCUAAGUACCCAGGCCACGGACCUUGAGUUUGACAUCCCUGUUCUAAAAUCAUGUAGAAACAUUCAUGAAUCAUUCAUUCUGAUUUUUAUUAUACUGCUUACCUUUGUUAAUUAUUGAAUACUGAUUUGAUUUUAAGUGCUAUAUUGAUAUAAGGACAUCCACAUGCAAUACUAAUCAAAUGUCACUUUGAAAUUUCUAAUUCAGUUUUAUACAACCUGUAAACCUCUGAUGCCUUUUUAGCUCUUUUUCCUAGCUGGUGCUUUCAUAUAGCUCUUGAAAUAAAUAAACAAACAAUAAAAGGAAACUCAACUUACUUUUCAGGGUUUUAAGGAGCAGUCAGGUUCUCUCAAGCAGUAAACAUUAUAAUCUAGAUACUAGCUUCCAGAAUCCUCAAUGUAUACCAUCCCCCCAAAAAACAGUUUAUUUCUCCAUGACAAAACUGUUAGAUUUUAUUAAAUUUAAUUACAUUUAUGAACAAAAUGAAAUUGAGAGAAGAAUGGCUGGUCUUAUUUACAAUUCUUGGUGUAAAACAGUAUUUGUAAAGGACUAAGGUACUAAUUUCUGAACAUUCUGUCUUCCAGUAAUUUGGGUUUUAAUCCAGGAGACAUGGAUUAAUUUCCAUAAAUAACACUAGUAGACUUCCCUCCUCCUUAAAUCUUCAAAUCCACCCUUCAGAACCCAUUACUUUAUUCUUUAAGGGGAACAUUUCAAUUUUGGAAUUGGGAUGUUCUGAUGGAGAAUUAGGUUAUUUUGCCUAGCUGCAGCCAUUUUUGCCACUGUUUUUGCAUUCUUGACUAAUAUCAGAAGCAUAUAUGCUCCUAUCACUUAUACACUUAUACACAGCAGUAAACUCUUACUGACUAGAUUAAGGCAUAACUUCUGAAUGACUCAGGUCCAUAACACUGGAAGAUGCAUACUCUUACCUGUAAUAUAUUACCUCUGUUAAAAUAACUAAUAAAUUAUCUUUACUUUUGUUUUAUCACUGGCUGAAAUACCAGGAAGCUCUUUUUAAAUUUCAGUUUAUGUUUGCAUUGGGGAAGAAAAUCAGUUGAAUUCCCCUCCAGCUUAUAAUUAACUUUAAGGCUGAUUCAGCAUGUCUCUACACAUCCCAACAGCAUUAAUACAGAUGUUCCUGAUGAAUUUUAAUUACCAUUCUGCUUGAGUCAAGCUGUUUCACUGCUGUUGGAUAUGAUGUUGAAAAUAUUGCUUUCUGCAAGAUGAAUGGAUAUUCACAUCAGGCACAAAAACUGUAUGCAUUUUUACUCCUAAAAUCACGUUUCAUAGAACAAGGCUGGUAAAAAUGUAGCCAGCUUAUGUGAACCUAACUGCUGUUGUUAAUUUAAAGUUCAAGAACAUUGGUUCAAUAAAUGUUUGUGCUCUUUUAUAAUAUUGUAGAGUGCAUGUAACAAUUUUGUACUUUUCUGUAUUUUUUAUUUUCGUUAAAAAAUAGCAAUUCAUUUAAAUAGGGGUAUUGUACAGACAAAGCCUUUAUGUGUGUUUUGCACUUCGUACCAAAACAAAUGAAUAUACUGAAGCUCGUGUUCUAAAG